CCCGAAUCCAACCAACCCCUUGCGCUCACUCUCAUCCUCUCCAAUUAUCGUCAUUGGACUCUUGGAGCACAGCCUACGCGAUACGAAGUUCAGACCUCGCUCUCUCAUUGGCUGCGCCACGCACGAUUCUCUCCGUGUUGACAACAUAGACGAGCACGAAAUGUCGGAUUCUAUCAUGCGAGAACAUCUGAGGGGUUUUAUUUCCGUGGACGAGAUGUUGGAGACCAUGGGCAAAGAUGGACAGGAGGAGGCGGCGUUCAUCAUGAAUGCAGUUUCUGGGGCUCAAAGUCAACUGGAUGAAGCGCACAAGAGAUGUGACCUGUUUGACCAAGAGCGCGAAGCAAGUGAGAGAGAAGAGACGGAAAGCGAAGACUCGUUGCCUCUAUCGUAUGAAGGACGAGAGAACCCACUCGUUGAUCGGCUAAUUCCCUACCUUCAACAAGUCGUGUCUCAGCUACCUAGCGCCACAGCACCAACCGUCAUUGACACGUGCAAUAUGGAGAUCCCGUUGAACGACGCUGACCAGGCUCACAAGACCCAGCCCGACAUUGCCUUCACUCGGCCAGGAAUUCCUGCGCCGCAAGAGGGCAACCCGCUACGUUGGUCCCAGAUCGGGACGUUCUUCGAGGUGAAAGACUCGUUGAACUUCAUCGUGGCAGAGAGGGAUAGCAGCGCCGGAGAAAUGAUGUACUAUCCCCGGAGCGACGACGAAGACGAAUCCACAGGCCCCCUGGCGGAGUGGGGCGAGAGGGCGCGUAGCCUGCUCGCGGCUUCGGGUGCAUGCUGCAUCUAUCUCGUCACUUUCAUCGGUCGCAGUGCCCACCUCUUUCGGUUCGACACGGCCGGCUACCAAGCCACGCCGGCGUUCGACUGGUACGACAAGCCGACAGUCCUUCCGCGUUUUCUGUAUCGUCUCUACAAUCCGCGCGGCCAUCCCGGCCGGAUGCCGGGCGACGACUACACGAUCGUGCCGACGGAGCAGGCGGAGAGAGAGCGGCUGCACGCCGCCAUGGUUCGACGUGUGAAAUGCAUGUUGAGGGAGGCGGGAGAGCUCGAGCAGCAGCCCGACGAGCCGGUCAGUACAUCGGGCCAAAACAGCGGCGCCGCGGCUGCCUCUCGGACGACAAACGCCGAGAAAGCGAGCCGACUGCGGAAACUGGCAAAGGCGCAGAAAAGCGAGCUGCGACGCGACGACUGGCUCGCACACAGCUGCGUGAUCCCGACGGUGAUGUUCCAAGACGACGAAGCGACCGGGCGACGGUCGUAUAAGCUCGUCCACUGCCUCACCGCGGGACCGCUGCUCUGGGCGUCGCACAGUCUGUUCGGGCGCGCCACGAAAGUGUUCCGCGUGAUUCUGCGCGAAGAUCUCGACGCUGACAAUCCGACUGUUUACGCGCUCAAGGACUCCUGGCGCCAAGGGUCUCGUCGACCGGAAGUCGACUUUUACGAUGUGAUCCGCGAGGGCUGCCGACAGAAGGGCAUCGACACGACUGGGAUGGCGCAGUGCCACGGCUGCUUCGACAUGUCGUUCCGGAUCCCGUCGAUUCCUGCGGAGGAUGCCACGUGGGAUCCCUCGCUGCACAGGACUGCCUCUGUGGACCUGCUGCCUGAGCAAGAGCGUGACGUGAUUGCGCGGUAUCAUACGCGGACGCUGCUCACUCCCGUUGGGCGCCGGUUGUCGACGUUUUCGUCCGUGCGAGAGCUCGUGGAUGGCCUUUACGACGGUCUCAAACAUCUCCACAUCGCUGAGGGAGCCGGGGUCAGACACCGAGACGUGAGCCACGGGAAUGUGAUGUUCGAUGCGUACAGUGCGGAAGUACGGGGCUUUCUGCUCGACUACGACUACGCCGAAUUCAGUGAGGAGGGCCUCGAAACAUUGAAACAGGUUCAUGCAAGGCUGGGCACGGUGCACUCGCUCUACUACCCAAGCAUCAGCAAGACUCUCAAGGAACUCACGGGUACCCUGUCUUUCCUUGCGCUCGAUCUUGCGUUGGAGCGAGCAGACACUCAUGAACAUUACCAUGAUCUCGAGUCGUUCUACUGGCUGCUGAUCUGGACGGUCCUCCGACACACUCGGCCUGAGAUUCAUUGCGCAGGCAAGGACACCUGUGCGGAUCUGUUUGGUCCUUCGUCCAGUGGCAAGAAAUUCUUGUGGGUUUUAGACUUUGAGACUCUCGGUCCUACUGGGUCUGUGCUCCACGAGCUCUCUGGACGUCUGGUCACUAUGGUCCAGGCACAGAACGCACAGGCCAAUCCCUUUCCGCGUAAAUCUUCUACGGCCACCGUCACAACCCCAGAGAAGCUGUCUUACGAAGAAAUGUCUGAAGUGUUUUCAACGAUGCUUGAACAAAACGAACGCUGGGACGCACUGGAACACAGCGAAAGCGUGCCCGAUGCACCUUCUCGAAAGCGGGGAAGGGAUGGUGUCGACAACGGCCAGAACAGCAAUAUUGUUGCAAAAGGAAACGCCAAAGCACUGAUCGGAUACCCCAUGUCCGCAUUGGUGGCGGCGGACGGACGGUAAAGUAUCAAAAAGGUCACAAUAGCAUCAUCCACUGGCCGAAUCACAGCUCAAGACAUUCUGCCACAGAACCGCUUCACAGAACUAAAUCUGGAGGAUCAAUCCGAUUAGCGAUUUAGUUUGUUCCCAGUGCACAUUGCAAUCGAGUCGGCUGCCUGAGCGACAUAGUUAUCCGAAUGUCUUUUCAGUAUAGUCCGAAUGGGGGCUUGGAGGUCAACCCGUUCCUGGAUGCUCGCCACCACGACCACUCGGGGCAGGUCACCGCGGUCGGAGUCGAUGUCGGGUGCUAACAACUCCACGAAAAUCUAUUUGGGAUUCAGUUUCAUUGGCUUUUCAGCUUUUUCCUACAAAGCAAUCCAAUCCAGGCGUCUCUAUCGGGCAUCAUUUUGGGUGGCCAGCGCACGAUGGUUUCGAAUGCGGAAAUGCUGGCACCCCUCUUCAGAUCUACCCUCUCUUACAGUAACAUAGCGUUCUGAUUCCUUGGCUCAAGGUGUCGGCAACAUCUUCAGAUAUGCCUGCCGUUUUGGAAUAUAUGUCGAACGCGAGUACAAGCGCGAGCACCCUUUCCAGUUUUCUACAAGAAGGCAUUGAGUUUGUCAAUGACUCUGAAACAAACCAGCUUUGCGCGCAGCCGAUAGGUCGAGGGAUGAAGUCCAGCUUCCGUUCUGUGAGCACUAGACUGUUCUGUACAUUCUCCGAUAAUCGGUGGCACCAACAAUUGAGCUUACUGUCUCUCCGUCG
Molecule: messenger RNA, 3262 nt
Organism: Mycena citricolor
Lineage: Eukaryota; Fungi; Basidiomycota; Agaricomycetes; Agaricales; Mycenaceae
Source: the annotation of a GenBank genome assembly